AUCAUUAUCGUCUGGAAUGAUUGAUGGAUAACCGCACCCUUAAAGUAUGUGUAGUGUAGUGCAGUUUAUGUGUAUGAAAUAAUGCAUGUUGAGAAGUGUGGUUUUGCUACAUGAAUCUGUUUAGUUUUUGACUGUUGAAAAUACCGGAUUGACUGAUAAAGAGAAGGUUGAGAUCCAAAGAGAUAUAUAUAACUGCAAGAGAGCAUAGUGACAUGGUUUCUUAACAUUUGCGUUUGUGGGGCUACCAACUACCAAAAGAUCUUUAAUUUCAUCUCUGACCUCACCCUGCCACGCUUGGCAGAAGCAUCCGCAAGCUUUUUCAAUAGGCCAAGGUGUGACCUUUUGGGACCAGCACAGUGGCAGAAUUGUCACAAUUCAAAGCCUGUGGGUAGCCGCAGCAGAUGAAGGACUACAGGCAACUAUAGUUAAGGGCAACAGCAAGCAAAGCAAAGUGUGUCUGCCUAAGGAAAACCUAUGAGAAAACAAACCCUUACAAGAAAAAAAUAAUAGAGCCGCAUAUAGAAGAGAAAAGGGAGAGAUAUUGAAAAAAAAAAAAAAAAACUGGAUUUCAGUGGGAAUCAGUAUCAUCCACCAAGUCCUAUACAAAGUCCACAUGACUCACAACAACAAAACUUGAUCAGCACACACACAGCUCAUUAUCAGGUAUCUCAAAACCAACCUUCAUAUGUUGUAGGUAUAGGAAGAAGUUCCCACGGAAUAGAACCAUCUACUUUGGACCAAGCCAUAAAACACAGGAAGCAUAAUAGAGAAGGAACAUUCACAAGGGUCAUGAGGAGCAGUGUAGGAGAUAUUGUUCAAGUGGAAGGAGGACACAUUGUUAGGUCCACGGGUAGAAAAGAUCGCCACAGCAAGGUCUAUACUUCCAAAGGGCCUCGUGAUCGCCGGGUUAGACUCUCAGCACACACAGCCAUUGAGUUCUAUGACGUUCAAGACAGACUUGGCUAUGACAGACCAAGCAAGGCUGUGGACUGGCUCAUCAAGAAGGCAAAGUCUUCCAUUGACAAGCUUGCUGAGCUUCCUCCAUGGCAUCCACCUAUUCAUGAGGAAAAGCAGAAUGAUGCUGCAGGAUCAAGUGGAAUCAUGGCCGUUGAACAACAACAAGAAGAACCUCAUCAACAACAGUCAGAGUCUUGUGGCUACAACUUUCAGCUCCAUAGGCAACUGGGGGCCUUUAUUUCUACCCAUGUUGACACUGACCCCAUCAAUUUUCAAACCAACAACAACUCAGAAGAUCUUGGCCUAUCUCUCCACUGUUUCCAAGACCACCCUGGCCUUAUUAACUGGCCAUCGCAACAAGGUGCAAAUCAAGCACCUCCUUCAAAUGAGCACCAAAUUCAAACCCUUUUUGCUGGCUCAACCCCAGUUUCGUUUGAGAACCAUUAUCAAAGAACUGUGACUUGGAACAAUGAAGCAACAACCGGGGAUCAUGUGAGCAGAAUGGGAUUCUUUCUCAACUCACAGCCAUUUAUAGGCCAAGGUUCUGCUUCAGCUUAUGCUCAAAGUGAGACCCUUCAGUCCAGUUUUUCAUUUCCAAUGACUUCCUCUGAGCAUCAGAGGCCCCAACCAGUUCACCAACCUUCCAUCUUUGGCAGCAGGUUUGCUGUCUCUGAUGGAUUAACCGGUUUCUGCAUUCCAGAUAGAAUUCAAGAUGUGGAAGAGAACCAUGGAGAUGCUUCCAAUAGGCCAUCUUCUUCUCCUAGUUCUAUCCACUGACCGACCCCACAACAAGAACUGAACAAUGCUGUAGUCUUCAUAUCAGGAGUGUUCUCUACCAGAUUUUGGAACCGAGUGAAGAUUAUUUAGGCACAUUGUUAUGAUCUACAAAGAUUUCCUUUCAAUUUGACUUUCCUUUUUGGUUUUAAAUUUAAUGUGAGUUCCCUUCAUUUUACCCUGCAAUCUAUAUGUAUAAUCUACAUUGAUGAAAUUGUCAUUGAGUUGAGUUUGGUGGUUAUAGUCCUUACUGUAUUUUGAAUGUUGAGAAAAACAUAUUUCAUCUGAUAUCUGAUGAAAA
This is a messenger RNA of Vigna angularis (adzuki bean), 2032 nucleotides long. Its product is annotated as transcription factor TCP4. Gene Ontology annotation, cellular component: nucleus. Gene Ontology annotation, molecular function: DNA-binding transcription factor activity; sequence-specific DNA binding. The coding region runs from base 790 to 1734 and encodes 314 amino acids. NCBI's taxonomy places the organism in Eukaryota, Viridiplantae, Streptophyta, Magnoliopsida, Fabales, Fabaceae. Gene Ontology annotation, biological process: regulation of secondary shoot formation. The transcript is spliced from 3 exons. The record is from RefSeq and is a predicted model, not a curated record.